Trametes versicolor FP-101664 SS1 is the source of this 741-nucleotide messenger RNA. Its product is annotated as HET-domain-containing protein. The transcript is spliced from 2 exons. Lineage: Eukaryota; Fungi; Basidiomycota; Agaricomycetes; Polyporales; Polyporaceae. The record is from RefSeq and is a predicted model, not a curated record. The annotation marks the transcript as partial.
AUGCCGCGCUUCCUCGACACAUCCACUGGCGAGUUUCGCUGGAUCGCGGAUGCGUCGACGGUGACAUACGCAAUAUUGUCCCAUACAUGGAGGCCCGAGGAGGAUGGCGGCGAGCAAACGUUCGAUGAGACUAAUAAGCUUAGGAGGCGCAUGCGGAAAGCUCGCGCCGAAUUCAAGGGAGAAUCGCCGAUCGCACGUGAAGCCGGCUACAAGCUCAUCUGGAUCGAUUCGGCGUGCAUCGACAAGUCGAGCAGUGCCGAGCUCGCGGAGGCGAUCAACUCAAUGUUCGAUCUCUACCGCCUCGCAGACGUGUGCUACGUAUACCUCUCGGACGUACACGUCGAUGACCCCCUGCGUUACGGAUCCGAUUUCGAACGGAGCAGGUGGCACAAGCGAGGGUGGACACUGCAGGAGCUCCUCGCACCAAAACGCGUAGUCUUCCUAACCUCUUCGUGGACCUUGCUGGGAACGAAGAUCAGCCUUCUCUCUGCUCUCGUCCGUGCUACGGGCAUCGACGCCGAUAUUCUCCUUGGCAGCGCGCCCCUGUCGAGCGCCAGCGUGGCGCGGAGGAUGUCGUGGGCGUCAUCCAGGGAAACGACGCGCAUAGAGGACGAGGCGUACUCGCUGUUAGGGAUCUUCGGCGUUCAUCUGUCGCCAAUCUACGGUGAAGGGUCCAACGCAUUCCUCCGCCUCCAGGAAGAGAUCUUGAAGACCAUUCCGGAUCAGUCUAUCUUCGCUUGG